AAACUAAUUAUUGUUAUCUUAAAUUUCAGUUAAAUUAAUUCUAUGUUGUCAUUUCAAAUUAUUCUACAUGGAUUUCUUCUCUGGGCUUCCAUGGGUUUCUUGAUGCCUAUUGGAAUUCUUGUAAUAAGAAUGUCAAAUAGACACGAAGAAUGUGGAACAAGGCUAAAGAUUAUUCAUGCUAUUUUACAGGUACUAUCUUUUCUACUUGUAACAGCAGCAGCAAUCAUGUCAAUAGGAAACUUUGACAACUCUUUCACAAAUAAUCACCAAAGGAUUGGCUUAGCUGUUUAUGCUGCCAUAUGGCUGCAAGCAGCCACUGGGAUUUUGAAGCCUGACAGAGAAAGCAAAGGAAGGAGUAUAUGGUUUUCAGUUCACUGGCUUCUUGGAGUUACAGUUUCUUUACUGGGAAUUAUCAACAUAUAUACAGGUUUGCAGUCAUAUCACACAAGAACAAUGAGAAGCACAAGUGUUUGGAACCUGGCUUUUACUGUUGAGAUUGUUGUUAUCCUUUUCAUCUAUCUGCUCCAAGAAAAAUGGCCCUAUAUAAAGCAAAUCAGGAGUAAUUUAGUCAAUGAAACAGCAACGACAAACGGAGUAAGGAACAUCUUCAGCAGAUGAGAAAAAGGAAUUGUCACUCGUGUCAUCAUC
Messenger RNA from Solanum dulcamara, 648 nucleotides. RefSeq names its product cytochrome b561 domain-containing protein At4g18260. Bases 43 to 618 code for a protein of 191 amino acids. The record is from RefSeq and is a predicted model, not a curated record. Gene Ontology annotation, molecular function: transmembrane monodehydroascorbate reductase activity. NCBI's taxonomy places the organism in Eukaryota, Viridiplantae, Streptophyta, Magnoliopsida, Solanales, Solanaceae. The transcript is spliced from 3 exons.